Molecule: messenger RNA, 2925 nt
Organism: Humulus lupulus (European hop)
Lineage: Eukaryota; Viridiplantae; Streptophyta; Magnoliopsida; Rosales; Cannabaceae
Exons: 6
Coding region: 1-2925 (974 amino acids)
Molecular function (GO): nucleic acid binding
Source: RefSeq, a predicted model, not a curated record
AUGAGCAAAAGUGCUAAUAAAGCCAAUGAACUAUUAGAGGAAAUGGCCACUAAUAAUUACCAAUGGCCAAGUGAACGAUCAGGCAGUAAUAAAAAGGUUGCAGGGGUUCAUGAAAUAGAUGCAAUCACAGCCUUAACUAAUCAAGUUGCAUCUCUAACUAAGCAGUUGCAACAAAAUACCAUGUAUGCCCAGAGGUUGGAAGACUUUAAGACAGUGGCACUUACUGAAGAGUGCAGUGCAAUUCUCCAAAGGAAGCUUCCACAAAAGCUUCAAGAUCCAGGGAGUUUUACUAUCCCUUGUAUUGUAGGGAAAUUUGAAUGCAAACAUGCUCUUUGUGAUCUUGGAGCAAGUAUCAAUCUCAUGCCUUUAUCUGUAUUUCGGAAGCUUGGUCUUGGUGAGGCAAAGCCUACUACUAUUACUCUUCAACUUGCGGAUCGAUCAAUCAAGCACCUAAGGGGAGUUAUUGAAGAUGUGCUAGUCAACGUAGACAAGUUUAUUUUUCCAACAGAUUUCAUUGUUCUAGACAUGGAGGAGGAUACAAUGGUUCCCAUUAUUCUUGGGAGACCAUUCUUGGCUACCGGGCGAGCCCUCAUUGAUGUGCAAAAGGGUGAGUUGAGGUUGAGAGUUCAAGGGGAAGAAGUGGUCUUUAAUGUUUUUAAGGCCAUGUCUUAUUCAAGAGCAAGUGAUAGUUGCUUUAAUGUUGAUGUGAUUGAUGGGGUGGUUUCAAAAAAGAGGAUUACUAAUGACCCUCUUGAGUUGGCUUUGGCUUUGGGUUAUGAUAAUGAAGAGGAGGAUUGGGAGACUCAUGAGUAUGUGAAAUGGAUCAAUUCUUAUGGUCCAUAUUACAAAAAUAAAUUUGAAGAAUUGGGGCAAGGGUCUGAAAGCCCCAUUCCAUCUAUUGAGAAGCCUCCAAUCCUUGAGUUGAAGUCUUUACCGGAGCAUCUUUGCUAUGUUUACUUGGGGGAGAAAGAAACACUUAUUGUAAUCAUUUCUUCAUCGUUGUCCAAAGGUGAAGUAGAAAAACUUUUGAGGGUUUUGAGGGCUCAUAAACGUGCUAUUGGGUGGACUUUAGCUGAUAUUCAAGGAAUUAGCCCUUCAACGAUUAUGCAUAGAAUUCUUAUGGAAGAAGAUAGCAAACCCUCCAUUGAAGCUCAACGAAGGCUAAAUCCCUCUAUGAAGGAUGUUGUUCGGAAGCAAGUACUUAUUUGGUUGGAUGCUGGGGUGGUCUAUCCCAUUUCUGACAGUGCUUGGGUGAGCCUUGUUCAAGUGGUUUCUAAAAAGGGAGGAAUGACUGUGGUAAAAAGUGAGAACAAUGAACUCAUCCAUACUUGUUACCACCAAAUUGCCAUAGCUCCAGAGGAUCAAGAGAAGACAACAUUCACCUACUCAUAUGGUACUUUUGCUUUCCGAAGGAUGCCUUUCGGUCUUUGUAAUGCACCAGCCACUUUUCAAAGGUGCAUGAUGGCUAUUUUCUCUGACAUGGUAGAUAAAAGUAUUGAGAUUUUUAUGGAUGACUUCUCGAUGUUCGGGUCUGAUUUUGAUGAAUGCUUGGAUCACUUAGAAGCGGUUCUUAUACGUUGUGAAGAAUCAAAUUUGGUACUUAAUUGGGAGAAGUGCCACUUUAUGGUGAUUGUCUUGGGACACAAAAUUUCUAGUAAGGGCAUUGAAGUAGAUCGGGCCAAGAUUUCUACUAUAGAGAAUUUGCCACCUCCAAUUUCAGUUAAAGGAGUGAGGAGUUUUCUUGGGCCAUGCGGGACUCUCAAGGAGAAGCUAAUUUCAGCGCCUAUAGUGUGUGCACCUAAUUGGGACCUGCCAUUCGAGCUUCUGUGCGGCACUAGUGAUUAUGCGGUUGGAGUGGUUCUUGGGCAGCGAGUGGACAAGGGUACCGAGAAUCUUGUGGCAGAUCAUUUGUCUAGGCUGGAAGUUGAGGAAGAUCAAAGUACCAAGAAAGUGCAAAUCAAUGAUUAUUUUCCAGAUGAGCAAUUGUUUGGGGUGAGUGACAAAGCCAAAACACCAUGGUAUGCAGAUUAUGUCAAUUUCCUUGUGGCAAAGGUUAUGCCUCCUGAUAUGUCUAGAGCACAGUUGAAGAAAUUAUACUCAGAGAUCAAACAUUAUUAUUGGGAAGAGCCCAUCCUCUAUAAACAUUGCGCUGACCAAAUAAUUCAUCGUUGUGUACCGGAAGAUGAAAUGAUUUCUAUUCUCAACCACUAUCACACUCUCCACUGUGGGGGUCAUUUUGGUGCUACCAGGACAGCAACAAAGGUAUUGCAAUGUGGUUUCUUUUGGCCUACUUUAUUUAAAGAUGCAAAUACUUUUGUUAAGUAUUGUGAUAGAUGUCAACGCACCGGUAACAUAUCACGAAGAGAUGAGAUGCCACUGAAUGUUAUUUUAGAAGUUGAGUUGUUCGGCGUGUGGGGGAUUGAUUUCAUGGGACCCUUUCCAUCAUCUUACAGUAACAAGUAUAUAUUGCUCGCUGUGGACUAUGUGUCUAAAUGGGUGGAAGCAACGACAACUUCUACGAAUGAUGGUAAAGUGUAUGGCGUACCACAUAGAACUGCGUUGGCCUAUCAUCCACAGCCUAAUGGUCAAGCAAAAUUUUUUAAUAGGGAGGUCAAGAGUAUUCUUGAAAAGACCGUCAAUAGCUCAAGAAAAGAUUGGUCUAAAAAACUUGAUGACGCUAUAUGGGCUUAUAGAACGACCUUUAAGACCCCUAUUGGCAUGUCACCUUAUAGGUUGGUUUUUGGUAAGGCUUGCCAUUUACCAGUGGAAUUAGAACACCGAGCAUAUUGGGCAAUGAGAAUGUUGAAUAUGGAUUUGAAUGCAGCUGGAAAAAAUAGGCUAAUGCAAUUGAAUGAACUUGAUGAGUUUAGGAAUGAAGCCUAUGAGAAUGCCAAGAUUUACAAGGAACGCACCAAGGCAUGGUAG